AUGGCAACAUACAACACCGAAGUUAAUCCAGGAGAUUGUGUUGUGGUGGAGCAAAAUGGGUGUUCCUUCCCCAUCUCUGACACACCGACCACCGCUGCAACAGUCACUCUUACAGAUUCCAGCUCUGAAUUUGUCUUUGAGGAGACUUACCAGAACUGUCACCUGCGGAUCCACUACGACGAGCGGCCCUUCAAGUGCCAGAUCUGCCCCUACGCCAGCCGCAACUCCAGCCAGCUCACCGUGCAUCUCCGCUCUCACACGGGAGAUGCGCCGUUCCAGUGCCAACAAUGCGACGCGAAGUUCAAAAUCAACUCGGACCUGAAGAGGCACGUCCGGAUCCACUCGGGGGAAAAGCCUUACAAGUGCGACUUUUGCGAGUACCGCUGCGCCAUGAAAGGCAACCUGAAGUCUCACGUCCACAUCAAACACGGCACGGAGAACUCCUUCGAGUGCGCGCAGUGCGAUUUCAAGUGCGCCAGCAAGGCGGUUCUGAGGCAGCACUCGCGGCAGCACCAGCCCUCUCAGCCCGUUCAGUGCUCAAAGUGCACUUACUCCUGCGCCAGCAAAGGGGCGCUCAAAGUCCAUGAGCGCAUCCACUCGGAAGAGCGCCCCUUCAAAUGCGACUUCUGCGGUUUCACGUCCAAGCAGCUCAGCAAUCUCAUCAUCCACAAAAAGAAGAGUCACUCGGACAAGCCGGUCAAAGACAGCGGCAGAAAGGGGGGGAAAAACACCGGUGGGGACUCCCCUAAACCCGCCGGGUCCCGAUACAGGGCCAAGCUGGACGCGGCCCGGGCCUUCUGCUGCGAUGUCUGCGACGCCUCGUUCGUGCGGGAGGACUCCCUGCGCAGCCACAAGAAGCAGCACAGGGACGCUCAGAGCCUGCUGCAGCUCUCCACCGCGCCGGAAUCCCUCAGCCUGGUUCCUGUUACGGUAUCGCAGAGCGACCCUCAGUUGGAGGUACCCAUCUCUGAGCCUCCUUACGGCAACACGCAGCUCAAAAUCAUCGUUCCGCACGCGCUCUCCCAUCAGAACUCCAACGGUCAGAGUAAGAGCAAAAUGCUGCUGCUCAGCCCGGAGAGCCAGGACAUGGUCGUCAACUCCAUGAUCCAGCAGGUGAACCUGCUAGCCCCCGUGCAACCACUCGGGUCGUCUCAGGCCAACCUGGAGUCCCAAACCGUGCUCCUGACGCAGCUGGGCCCGGAAGACACCAACAACCCCCUCCACCAGGCCCUGUUGCAGACCGCCAUCAGCGGUCAGGAGUCCAGCGGCGGCACGCAGACGCUGAUCACUGCCUGCUCCGAGCUGGAGGGCUUCAACACCCUGCUCCAGGCGGGCGGCGGCGAAGUGACGGUGGUCACCGUGGGCAACUCCGCCCUGGCAGACGCGCCCAAGCCCAAAGCGGAGGAAAGCACUUUACCGUGUCAGGAAAGCACACUGCUGGUGCCCAACAUCGGCCUGGCCAGCCAGAACGUGGUCAUCCACAGCGUGCCGCUGAUAGUGUCCACUCAGCCGCUGCACACCGAGGACAAGAAGACAUGGCCUCAGAUGGAGCUGUGA
Messenger RNA from Menidia menidia (Atlantic silverside), 1557 nucleotides. Lineage: Eukaryota; Metazoa; Chordata; Actinopteri; Atheriniformes; Atherinopsidae. The record is from the annotation of a GenBank genome assembly.